Drosophila grimshawi is the source of this 439-nucleotide messenger RNA. Its product is annotated as RING-box protein 1. NCBI's taxonomy places the organism in Eukaryota, Metazoa, Arthropoda, Insecta, Diptera, Drosophilidae. The record is from RefSeq and is a predicted model, not a curated record. Gene Ontology annotation, biological process: protein ubiquitination; ubiquitin-dependent protein catabolic process. Gene Ontology annotation, cellular component: nucleus; cullin-RING ubiquitin ligase complex. Gene Ontology annotation, molecular function: cullin family protein binding; ubiquitin protein ligase activity; zinc ion binding. Bases 54 to 392 code for a protein of 112 amino acids. The transcript has 2 exons.
CGCAAGUUUGUGUAAAAUAUAUUUGAUUUCUGUAUUCUUGAGUAUCAAACAUCAUGGACUCCGAAGUGCAGCAGAGCGAUGCCUUCGAUGACGGUGUCACCGGUGGCGGCCCACCUUCGAAGCGCUUUAUUUUAAAGAAGUGGCAUGGUGUGGCUCUCUGGGAAUGGGAUAUUGUUGUUGACAACUGUGCCAUUUGCCGCAAUCAUGUUAUGGAUCCGUGUAUUGAGUGCCAGGCCAAUCACUACGCUGACAACGGCAACGACUGCGUCGUCGCCUGGGGCUCCUGCAGUCAUGCUUUCCAUUUCCACUGCAUUUCGCGUUGGCUGCGGACGCGUUCCGUCUGUCCACUGGAUAAUCUAGAGUGGAACUUUGACAGAUAUGGAUUGCAGUAAUUUGAAUUGUAAUUGCGCUACUUAAAUAUAUUCAAAUGUACAAAUAG